UCACUCAGUACUGGCAGUAUCUGAUUGCAUCCCGUGACGGUUGGAUUGGCAAAAUGAAACUGUUGCUCAUUUUAACGGUGAUCGCUGCUGUCGCCUUCGCUGACGAAGAUGCGUCGUCUCGUUUGACUGGAGGUACCGUUACUCUACCGGGGCAAUAUCCUGCAGCGGUGAGCAUUGAUUCCCCUUACAACCUGCACUGCGGUGGAACCAUUCUGAACCGUCAACAUGUGCUGACCGCUGCCUCCUGCGUGAUGCACCCAACCACAUUCACCCUCAUCAAUCCAGUUUGGUUGCGUGUGAUUGCCGGUGAUGUUAAUUUGGUACCGGCUACCAGUCGCAGAGAGAUUCGAAACGUCACGCACCUCUUCGUACACCCGAACUACAAUCGGCUAACGGGCAAUAACGACCUUGCGGUGAUCCGACUUGGAACCCUGUAUCCAGAGAAUCACAACACUAUCGAACCGGCAGUGAUCAACACCCGUGUUUUAGCCGACAACACCCAGUGUCUGUACGCUGGAUGGGGAGCUGCCACAAAUGCUGCCAACGCCGCACUAAACCCUGCACAGCGAGUGAUCACCGCCCCGACAAUCGCAACAGCGUCGUGCAACGUUGCUACUGUGCAUGCCAAUCGCGUCCUGUCGACGAUGUUCUGCGCCGGAACCAUUGCGGCCAACGCCAAUACCGUGUGUCAGGGCAACAUCGGAGGUGGCAUCUACUGCAAUGGUCAGCUGGCCGGCGUUUUGUCGUUUGGAAUUACAUGUGGAGCUGCCAACAAUCCGGGAGUGUACAUCGAUCUCAGACAGUACCGGACCUGGAUUCAAAGCCAGUUUACGCGGACUGACAAUCCUGCCCCAGGAUGGGUAGUGCCGACUCCGUUGUAAAUGGGACGAACGAUAUUACGAAUAAACUUUAGUUACUUUA
Molecule: messenger RNA, 921 nt
Organism: Armigeres subalbatus
Lineage: Eukaryota; Metazoa; Arthropoda; Insecta; Diptera; Culicidae
Product: serine protease 1-like
Exons: 2
Coding region: 54-881 (275 amino acids)
Biological process (GO): proteolysis
Molecular function (GO): serine-type endopeptidase activity
Source: RefSeq, a predicted model, not a curated record